AUGAUGAUCGAAAAGGUUGUGGUUGCGGCCAACAAAGUUACCAAUGUUGUAAAGAAACCUGCUAAGGAGUCAAGUAGCAGUGACUCUUCUGACUCAUCUGAUGAAGAUGAUGAUACUGUGGUAACCCAUUCAAAUAAGUCUGUAUCUGGUACCAGUAAAAAUGGGUCUGCUUCGGUUUUUGCAAAGAAAGAAAAAAGUGAGAGUUCUGAAUCGAGUGGAUCAGAGGAAAGUGACUCGGAUGAAGAGGAUGCCAAGGUUACCAGGCAACCAAACAAGUCACCAUCCGGGGCUGCUAAAAUCGACUCUGUGAAGAAAGAUGAAAGUGAGAGUUAUGAAGAAGAGAAGAACGUCAAGGUGACAGCUCAACCAAAAUUGGGAACCACUGUUAAAACCAACUCUAAUGCUGUCAAGGAGGAGACAAGUGAUGAUUCAGAGGAAGAUAGUUCGGAUGAUAAUGAUUCUGAUGAAGAGGCUGAAAUGGCACCCUCUAAGCAACCUGCUGUAACCAAGAAGAAAGCUGAUGCUAAAGAGGAAAGCUCAGAAGGAAGUUCAUCAGAUAGUUCAUCGGAUGAUGAAGAGCCUCAGAAGAAAAAGAUUAAGCCAUCAAUUACAGAAGAUGUAAAAUCCAGCAUAAAUGUCUCCAAAGAGGAGAGCAGCGAGUCUGAGGACACUUCAGACGAGAGUUCUGAUGAAGAGCCAUCUAAGCCGCAGCCUGUGCAAAAGACUAAACAAGAUACAAAAAAAACUAGCAGCAGUUCUGAUGAGGAGUCUGAAGAAGAUGAUAGUUCUGAGGAAGAAAAACUUCCAUCCAAAACCCCAAAUAGAAGUGGCACUGAUGUGGAAAUGGUUGAUGCUCCAUCAACACCGAAAACGCCUCAAGCCCCAGUUACCCCUCAAGCCACAGGAUCCAAGACCUUGUUUAUGGGAAAUCUAAGCUACUCAAUUGAGGAAGAAAAUGUGAUGACUUUUUUCAAAAAUGCGGGUAAAAUAGUUGAAGUCCGCUUUGCCAUUAGAGAUGACCAGUUUGCUGGGUAUGGACAUGUUGAGUUUGCCACUGCAGAAGCAGCUCAGAAGGCUCUCAAAUUAAACAAUCAGAUGCUAGAAGGUCGUCCAGUAAGGCUUGAUUUAGCAAAGGAAAGGGGUGCUUUCACUCCUGGUAGUCGGAGCAACGAAAAGCCUUUCCGAAAAGGACAACAGGUUCAGGGGACUGUAUAUGUGCGUGGGUUUGAUGCCAGUGACAGUCUUGAUAAUAUCAAGGCUAAUCUUGGACAGCAUUUUGGCGACUGUGGAGACAUAACACGAAUGUCUAUACCAAAAGAUUACGAGUCUGGGGUUCCUAGAGGGUACGCUUAUAUUGAUUUUGCAGAUAUUAAUGGAUUCAAAAAAGCACUGGAACUUCAUCGGUCUGACUUGGGAGGAUGCACACUAACUGUGGAGGAGGCUAGGCCAAAAGAUGGGGUUAAUGUCAACAAAGAUGUAGAUAAUCGUGGCAGAGGUCGGGGUGGUCCACAAGGCAGAGGUCCAGGUAGUCAUUCUGGCAGAGGUCCGAGUAGCAGACGUCCGGGAAAUCGUACUGGCAGAGGUCCGGGUAGUGGAGAUGGUAGCCGUCGAGGACCUAGCAAACCAAGCAUGGCAUCAGUUGCCACAGGUAAGAAGACUGUUUUUGGUGAUGAUUAA
Messenger RNA from Erigeron canadensis, 1677 nucleotides. Its product is annotated as nucleolin 2-like. The transcript has 16 exons. The record is from RefSeq and is a predicted model, not a curated record. NCBI's taxonomy places the organism in Eukaryota, Viridiplantae, Streptophyta, Magnoliopsida, Asterales, Asteraceae. The coding region runs from base 1 to 1677 and encodes 558 amino acids. Gene Ontology annotation, molecular function: RNA binding.